Messenger RNA from Glycine soja, 2001 nucleotides. Its product is annotated as VAN3-binding protein-like. The record is from RefSeq and is a predicted model, not a curated record. NCBI's taxonomy places the organism in Eukaryota, Viridiplantae, Streptophyta, Magnoliopsida, Fabales, Fabaceae. The coding region runs from base 91 to 1521 and encodes 476 amino acids. Gene Ontology annotation, biological process: auxin-activated signaling pathway; leaf vascular tissue pattern formation; phloem or xylem histogenesis. The transcript has 7 exons.
ACCCCUAACUUUCACCACACUUCGUUUCUCUCUCUCUCCCUUUCAACUCCCACACUAUCAUUUCAGUUUCCUUUCUCUUUCUCUCUCAGAAUGGACAAAGCCCAAACCGAGCCCUGGCGACCCGACCCGCUUCACUCCGGCAUGUUCCGGCCGCCGGAGACGCCGCGGGAGCCCAUGGAGUUCCUCUCCCGCUCCUGGAGCGUUUCCGCCCUCGAAGUCUCCAAGGCUCUCUCUCCGGCGCUCUCUAAGGUCACCCUCUCCAAUGGCGCCGCCGUCAUCGCCAUACCGGAAGACAUCGCCGGCGAGGCCGAGGAAGCCUCCGCCACCGUCUCCGGGAACCCCUUUUCCUUCGCCUCCUCAGAAACCUCCCAAAUGGUCAUGGAACGAAUCAUGUCACAAUCCCAGGAGGUAUCUCCACGAACCUCAGGGAGACUCUCUCAUAGCAGUGGCCCUCUUAACGGAACCCAAAGUUGUGGUUCCUUAACCGAUAGCCCUCCUGUUUCUCCUUCUGAAAUCGACGAUAUCAAGUACACCCGCACCAACAAUAUUGCCAGCACUUUAAGUCUUAAUUUCAGAACCACCGCGCCCGGCGCCGCACCUGGCGGCGCCGGAGGCGGGAAGACGGUGGGGAGGUGGCUCAAGGACAGGAAGGAGAAGAAGAAAGAGGAGACCAGGGCGCACAAUGCUCAGCUCCACGCGGCGGUGUCGGUGGCCGGAGUUGCUGCGGCAGUAGCUGCAAUUGCCGCCGCGACCGCUGCCACGUCCGGGACUGGUAAAGAUGAGGAGAUGGCGAAGACCGAUAUGGCGGUGGCGUCGGCAGCGACGCUGGUGGCGGCGCAGUGCGUGGAGGCGGCGGAGGCUAUGGGGGCGGAGCGUGAGCACCUUGCGUCGGUGGUUAGCUCCGCCGUGAAUGUGAGAUCCGCCGGUGAUAUCAUGACUCUAACUGCCGCGGCUGCGACAGCUUUGCGUGGGGCUGCCACAUUGAAAGCGAGGGCCCUGAAGGAAGUGUGGAAUAUUGCAGCAGUGAUUCCUGUGGAGAAAAAUUUGGCAGCUGGUGGAGUUAAUAACAAUAAUGCAAGUAAUGGAAAUUCUAAUAGUAGCUUCAGUGGUGAACUUGUCCCAGAAGAAAAUUUCUUGGGUAUAUGCAGUAGAGAAUUAUUAGCCAGAGGUUGUGAACUCCUCAAACGCACACGCAAAGGUGAUCUUCAUUGGAAGGUUGUUUCUGUGUAUAUAAACAGGAUGAAUCAGGUUGUAUUGAAAAUGAAGAGCAGGCACGUUGCUGGGACCAUCACAAAAAAGAAAAAGAAUGUGGUGCUUGAAGUGAUCAAAGAUGUACCCGCAUGGCCUGGUCGCCACUUGCUUGAAGGUGGUGAGGAUCGCCGCUACUUUGGGUUGAAAACAGUGAUGCGUGGUGUUGUGGAAUUUGAAUGCAGAAAUCAAAGAGAAUAUAAUGUGUGGACUCAAGGUGUUUCAAGGCUUCUCUCCAUUGCAACAGAAAAGAACAACAAAAACAGAAUUUGAGGGAGAGGAAAUUUUGGCAAGGGGGGAGUAGGAGGAUCAAUCAAUGUGGUAUUAGUAAAGCAUUAUACUUGAUGUUUUGUACAUUGUAAAAAGGUUAAAAAACUAAAGGCAAAGUUAAUGCCAAAUGGGGUCAUCACACUUUACUCUUGGGGAUCUGGAUGAUUUUUUUUUUAAUAGGAAAGCUAAAUAUUUGAACUGAAGUGAGCCCAAUGUGAAGCAAUUGGCUUUUUGUUCCUCCAUUGUUCUGGAAAGAAAAUGGGUAUGGGGGUAUCUUGGACUUGGGGGGAGGGUUAGUCAAAAAGAAGAGGAAAGAAUCAUCAUAUUGGAGGGGAAGUAUAAUGUUUAAGGACAAGUAUACCCUUGUUUGUACAUUUGGGUUUGGACUUUAAAAAAAAGUGGUCAAAAGUCUAGAUUUUCAUGUGAUUAUUAUUUACAAUAAAAAAUUUCUGGGCGUAGUCUCUUGGAUUGGAUCUAUGGAAA